UGAUUCCUCCAACUGCCCCGGAACCCACGGCGGCAGGCAGCUGGGGGUGGGGGGGCGGCCCUGGUGUAGGGGCUGUGGCGGUGCGCUUGGACCCGGCGCGGUGGCUGCGGUGGCUCCGGGGCUGACGAGAAACUACUAAAGUUCCUGUGGACACAAAGUAGAAUUUCAUAAGAACAUAAUGGAUGGAGAAGAGAAAACCUAUGGUGGCUGUGAGGGCCCUGACGCCAUGUAUGUCAAAUUGAUAUCUUCGGAUGGUCAUGAAUUUAUUGUAAAAAGAGAACAUGCGCUAACAUCAGGAACAAUAAAAGCCAUGUUGAGUGGCCCAGGUCAAUUUGCUGAGAACGAAACUAAUGAAGUCAAUUUUAGAGAGAUCCCUUCACAUGUGCUAUCAAAAGUAUGCAUGUAUUUUACCUACAAGGUUCGCUACACUAACAGCUCCACGGAGAUUCCUGAAUUUCCAAUUGCACCUGAAAUUGCACUGGAACUGCUGAUGGCUGCAAACUUCCUAGAUUGUUAAAUAAAAUAAAUUAUAAUAAACUGUUAACUUUUUUCAGUAUUUAAUACCUGUAGUUCAGUUAGUAAUUUUUUCACAUAUAGCAUGUUGCCUGUGUGCAGUUGAACUUUAAAGUUCGUUGCAAAGCAGAUCAUCUUCUGUUCUUUUGCAUAGCAAUCAGAGUUGAAAUUUGUUUGCUACAUCAACAAAUUAAGGACAUUUUCACAAAUUGAGAAUAAACAAAUAUGCCAAUUCGUAGGUGGUUUUGCCUUAUCCUUUGGAUGUGAUUUUUAAAAUUAGAGCAGUGGUGAUAUAGUAAAUGCUGAAAUUUAGGCAUAAAUUCAACACGUUCUACAGGUAAAUAAUGGGGCUACAUAUUUUUAUGUUUUUAGUGUUUUUUUAAAAACCUAUUCUGAUCUUAUAGCUGUCAUUAGCAUUACUAGAGUUAUGCAAUUGCAUAUGAUUGCAUUAUAAACAUGUUUAUAACUUAGCCAAAAUAUUGAUUUUUAUAACUGUCAAAGACAUGAGAGUUGAAAUUUCUUAUGUGUCUUUUGAUAAACUGCAGUAUUGUUUAAGUGUA
Messenger RNA from Kogia breviceps (pygmy sperm whale), 1073 nucleotides. RefSeq names its product elongin C (gene ELOC). The record is from RefSeq and is a predicted model, not a curated record. Gene Ontology annotation, cellular component: elongin complex. Gene Ontology annotation, biological process: ubiquitin-dependent protein catabolic process. Gene Ontology annotation, molecular function: protein-macromolecule adaptor activity. Lineage: Eukaryota; Metazoa; Chordata; Mammalia; Artiodactyla; Physeteridae.